This is a messenger RNA of Parasteatoda tepidariorum (common house spider), 3488 nucleotides long. RefSeq lists its product as uncharacterized. Gene Ontology annotation, molecular function: G protein-coupled receptor activity. Gene Ontology annotation, cellular component: membrane. NCBI's taxonomy places the organism in Eukaryota, Metazoa, Arthropoda, Arachnida, Araneae, Theridiidae. The record is from RefSeq and is a predicted model, not a curated record. Gene Ontology annotation, biological process: G protein-coupled receptor signaling pathway; cell surface receptor signaling pathway.
AGUCGCAAACUAUGCAGUGAAAUUGUUUUUUAUUUCAUUUAUUAUUAUUUUAAGGUAAUUUGCAGACAACCCCUUAACGGAGAACAAUUUGUUGGAGUUGACGAAAAACAAACAUUAUCAUCCUCUUUGAAAGCUUGUUUAGGUUAAAAAAGACAUUAAGAGGCCAGAGCUGCGGAAAUUCAUUGGGAGGCGGUUAACAUGCAUGGGCGGUAGCUUUAUUUGAAAUUUCCUCCUUAUUUCAUAGUUACACCGGCACUCAUUUCGAAAACGCAGUCGAAAAAUGCGUCUGGUCACUUCCCUGAUCGUUUCCUUAUCACUAUACAAUCUUUUUUCUUGUUAUCGGGCUAGGCGUGAUGAAAGAAAUAAAGGUCCAUUUUACUCUCGAGUGGACAGCGGACAAAUUGUGUCGAUUGAGGAAGAGAACGAACUGUUCGCGUCUAGCGGAAUUUGCCAGUCAGAAAACCGGUCAGUUCUGAACACAUGCGAGAAUAAAACGAACAGCGCAGUUCGGAAAUGGCAAGAACUCCAACUCGCUUCGUGUUUCUGUGAUGAUUUUUGUCAUUUUUAUGGUGAUUGUUGCGCCGAUCUUGUUGGACAUUUUGAUUACCAAGGCAGUGCACUGACUUGCCGAAAACUGAGAGAUCCGGUUAGUUAUUUUAACCCUAUUUACGUUUAUCAAGAAUGCCCGGAAAAGUGGGAUGAUCCGCUAGUUGCAGAUUUGUGCAAAAUGGAAGCAAUGGAAAGGAAAUCUAAAAAUCUAUAUUAUGACCAUCGCCAGGAUAUACCUGUGUACAGCAAAUCUUCGAGAAUAUUCUACAGGAAUGUAUACUGUGCUAUUUGCAAUGAUGACCUUAAUUUGGAAAAAUGGAGUACUUAUCUGUACUGCAAUGGUUCGCCCAAUGCUCCGGAUGCAGGUUUUGAAGACUCGCCAGAUUUCAGUACUGCUUUUUAUGAUCCGCGAACUAAUAGUUACCGUGGAGUUCAGAUUGAGGGCGUAUCCAGAAACUGCUUUAUUGUCAUAAAGAACUUUAGACUUGAUAGAUUAUUGGAGGAGUAUGGCGCAAGACUGUGCAAAAAGGUUGUGGGAGAAUGUCCAAGCAACGCCGAUUCUAAAACGGCAAAAAUGUGCAGGCAAUAUUCUUCUUAUGUUUAUGAGUUGAAUAAUAUAUACGCGCAGCGUAAAGUUUUCAAAAAUUUUCACUGUGCUAUGUGUCAUGGUACUCCUGCAAAAGAUUUGAGCUGUGUGGAUCCUGUAAGUCGUGGUUUCAGCUCACCACUACCACCGAGUCAAAGACUCAGCUUGUCCUUGCUGUUCGACUUCAACUUUGGCGGUGAUGGUGGUGGUGGAAAUACUUGUGAAUUAACCAAAGGUCAAAUAUGGGAUCCUCUAUUUCGUCAAUGUCAAAACGUCACGUGUGGAGCUCUUUAUAAAAGAAACGGGAAUAAAUGUGUGCCAAUAUCGCCGAAUAAGACGGAUGAGGAUUCCGUCAAUAACUGUUUAAGAAAAGUGUUAAACAAAGAAAUGUUUACAUUCCUGCCCGAUGGUAGAGUGUAUGUUAAUAUCUCCGGUGAAACUUUCAAAUCUGAUGAAUUCGAAAUUAUCACGAAAGAAAAUGAUGAUGUAAUUCAGAUUGCAGUUUGUUGGGACGUAGAUACGAAUCUGAUGCCUAAUUUUCACAUUCAUUACUGGUUAACUGUCAUAACGCUAAGUAUAUCAAUUGUUUGCUUAGUAUUGCAUCUAUCAGUGUAUGGAAUGUUCAAAACACUGAGAAAUUGCCCUGGUAAGAUUCUGAUGUGCCUGUCCUCAUCACUUCUUUGUGGUCAUUUUUCGCUUCUACUUGGAUCUUAUUUUGUUCAAAUAACUUGGUUGUGCUAUGCCAACAGCUUACUGAUGCAUUUUGGAUACAUCGGUGCUUUCACUUGGAUGAGCGUAAUGGCUUUUGAUAUCUGCAGAACAUUCUCCGCGAUCCAAUCUAAAAGCUCCAAUAAGGAUAGAACAUUCAUAAAAUAUUCGAUUUAUGCUUGGUGCUCUGCGAUAUUUGUUGUAGCUUUAAGUGUCAUCGUCGAUAACUUGUUGGCAUCUGACAACAAAUUCCGACCAAGGUAUGGAAAUCCUAUUUGUUGGUUUAACCACAGAUAUGGAUUAAUUGUGUUUUUUACUGUACCAGUGGCUGUUUUGCUUCUUGCCAAUAUAAUCUUGUUUGGAAGGACAGCUUUAAGUUUGCGGGAAGUGUCUCGUCAAACAAAACUGGUUAACAAUUUCUCAGAGAAAAUGAGGUACUUUUUGUACCUGAAACUUGCAGUUGUGUUAGGAUUAACUUGGAUUCUGGGCUUUGUUGCUGGUGCAGCUGGGAUUAAUGCUCUUUGGUAUCCAUUUAUUAUUUUAAAUGGUCUUCAAGGAGCUUUAAUAUUUCUCUCCUUCACAGUAAAAAGGAACAUUUUGAAUAUGCUAUCUAUAAAGUUUAGGCUGCGCUCCGAUAAGUACACAAUGAGUAAGAGAACGGGUUUCAAGGCAGCCAUGUAUACAAGUUUGACAAACUUAACAUCAAUGUCAAUCAACUUAUCUUCACAAAUGUCUACUUCUUCAGAAAGUAAAGACAUGUUGAAAUCUGUGAGAAAAAUUAAUCCAGAUGCAGUACUAGAAAAAGCUAACUCAAAAUGAAAUGUUUUUUUUUUUAAAUAUUUUUUUUGGAAACUAUUCUGCUGAUUCAGUAUUUUGUAAGUAUUAGUUUAUAGAAGUGUAAACACGAAGGAGAUUAUAACUGAUUUUUGGACAAGUUUAUUAUGACUUUGAAUUUCAGGUACGUUAGCAUACCAAAUUUGCAUCCUAUAUGUAACAAAGUAGAAGUUUUGCAUAGCAAAUUCAGGCAAUAAGCUAAUUCAGUUAUGUUUGUGAGUAGAUGGAUGCAAACGCAAAUUUAAUAAUUUUUCGUGUUUCAUAAUACAGUUAUUUUUAACAAUAAUAUAAUAAUUUUUGUGUUACAUAGCAACUUCAGAUUACAAAUUCUUCUGAUUCUGACAUAUUCUUCUGAUUAAGAUUUCUAGCAGUUCAUUAAUUUAAGACUCUUCGGGUAUGCUAGAUAAUAUUUUUUUCGCAUUUUCAAUUCAUAACGUAGAGUCUUACAUGUGUAAUACAGGAAUUAUAGUGUUAAUAUAGGAAUUCAUUUGCAACAUAGUAUAUGUGUUACUUAGAGAAUUUAAUUACGUUGACUGCUGACCCAGUUAAAGUUGUGAUUUGACGUAAAAUAAUACAAACAGUGAUAUUUGACUGUUUCUAAAUAAUAAUAGUAAUUCAUAGUUACCUUUAAAGGUAUUUUAGAAAAUGUAUAUAAAUUUCCUAUUUGUAACAUAGUGUAUUAUAUGUGUAUCAUAAACUAGUAAUUUAUUUGUAGAUGGUAUUUUAUAGUAAAUGGCACACAUAGUGAAUAGUUUUUGUAUUGAUCACUCGAAUUGCUUAUUUUCAGUAUUAAAAUGUGUAAUGAAAUCUA